AUGCCGCCAAUCGUACCGGGUGGGAAGCUCGAUCCAUCCAUGACGCCGCUCACGCUGGGCGUUACGCGAGAUCUCGAACCUCACUAUCGAAAGCUUCGCGAUGAGGAAGAAAAGCUGCGAGACGAGCUGCGGGCCAAGCAGGAGAAGCUGCGCAAGAGUCUCUACGUCUGGGACAAGCUGGAGCGAGACUCUCGGGCUUGGGAGCUGCGCAGCGACUUGAGUGAGAAGAGCAUGAAGAAUCUGGCGGGCGAGGGCAUGGGUGGUGCUGCAUUUUAG
Messenger RNA from Hirsutella rhossiliensis, 276 nucleotides. Its product is annotated as serine/arginine repetitive matrix protein 1. The coding region runs from base 1 to 276 and encodes 91 amino acids. Lineage: Eukaryota; Fungi; Ascomycota; Sordariomycetes; Hypocreales; Ophiocordycipitaceae. The transcript has a single exon. The record is from RefSeq and is a predicted model, not a curated record.